Molecule: messenger RNA, 1987 nt
Organism: Magallana angulata
Lineage: Eukaryota; Metazoa; Mollusca; Bivalvia; Ostreida; Ostreidae
Product: D-aspartate oxidase-like
Exons: 11
Coding region: 800-1837 (345 amino acids)
Molecular function (GO): FAD binding; D-amino-acid oxidase activity
Source: RefSeq, a predicted model, not a curated record
AAUUUCCCCAUUAAAACUUUGCAUCUCACUUGGACUAAAUUUUUUGUCAAUUAUUGUUCAAUUACUCUUAGGAAGAAAUCAAUAUAAGGCAGCCUAUUUCCACUAUGUGUUUUUGUUACCAAUUUAUGUCCUCUCCUGCUAAGGACAUUUUUGAAAGGUUGAAUUGGCCAACUGGUUAGGAGGAGUCUACAGACAAACUGAUAGGAGGCGAAAUAGUGUACAGAAAUAAGUACAGUGCUUCUACCCGAAAAUUCAUUAUCUAAUUCAAGUCUUUUGCAAUGUCCUUGAUACUGUAUUUUGCAUAUAUUUUCUUGCUAAAUGUUUAUGCGUUAUUUUAAAACACAUUAUAUAGCUCUGUAUAGUUUUUAAGAAAAGACCAUUAAUACCUCGAUUCAACACAAUGUAAUUACCUAAACAUACAUUCAUAAAACAACUCAAAAUACUACGAGACGGGUUUCUAAAAUUAAUCUCUCAACUGAUGAGUGCACCAGUAAUCUGCCAAAAAUGUGUAACCUUUUAAUUAUAAUACGAAUAAGAAAUCAGAAAAAAAUUAUUAUUUUCCUGAAUCUAUUUCCUCCACGCAUAAUUUCAAUUCAAUUGCCGUGCUCCUAGUGUUACUGUUUUGUACGGCGUACGCUUCUGACCAAAGGUAAAUGUGACACAAAAACGCUUUCGUAGCAAAUUAAACAGGUCAGGCAAACAAUUUUUGUUUCAACAAUGUUUACGUAAUUUUGAACUAAGUUUAACCCCGUUUCUCUAAACCCUUGUUUGCACCGGCAAGUAGAUCCACUCGGCCAUUAUGGGUGAUGGAUUAACUCCAACUAUCAUGACAGCGAAUGUUGUGGUGAUUGGAGCUGGCGUGGUAGGUUUAUCCACAGCCAUCAACAUCCAGCGAUUGGUUCCUUCUUGUUCUGUGACGAUCGUAGCAGAGGAUGUCGUAGAUGGUACGACCAGCGUCGGGGCAGGCGCAAUAUUCAGGCCAACUGAAGAAUAUCUCCCAGGCGUGGACAUACAAAGGGCUCGGCAAUGGAUCCGUGAUGGAUGGGAGCACUUUUCUUCUCUGGCAUUGUCAGAACAUUCUGGUCCGGCUGGAAUAGCCAUCACACCUUCGUUUAUGUUGAGUCGAACGGAGAUUAAGGAUCCUUUGUACAAAGAUGUUGUGUUCACAUUUCACGAACUCAGUAGAGAUGAAAUGAAAAAGAUGGGAUUUGACAAACAUUUCAGUUAUGGCUAUCUUGUGACAACCAUUGUGAUAACAACAAAGUUAUACCUGGUCUGGCUUCUGAAGAGAUUUCUACAGAAUGGUGGUAAGGUUGAGAAAAGACGUGUGUCAAAUAUGAACGAGUUCCAGGGUCGAUAUAGGAUUGUCGUAAAUUGUUCAGCAAUAGGAAGUCGACAACUUUUCGGCGACAAAUUGAUUCAUCCAAAUCGAGGACAGCUUUUGCGAGUCAAGGCACCAUGGAUAAAAUAUUGCAUAUACACUGAUGCUGAUGCUUACAUUAUACCAAAUCAGGGUUUGGUGGCCGUUGGAGGAAGCCGAGAUGAAAAUAACUACGAUAUAUCUAUAGAUGACAAGGAAUCCAAAGCAAUUUUGGAAAGAUGUUGCAAAAUUUGUCCUUCUUUAAAGAGGGCAGAGGUCGAUCACGUAUGGGCGGGGUUAAGGCCAGUACGAUCACCUCUCAGGAUGGAAAAGGAAAUCAUCAAAGUUGAGAACGAUCAAUUAACAGUGGUUCAUAACUACGGGCAUUGCUCGGAUGGUAUUGCCCUGAGCUGGGGAACAGCUGUGGAGGCUGCCGGAAUGGUCAGAGACUGCCUCAAAUGUUCCUCCAAACUUUAAAAUAUUGACACUGUUUAACGUGAAUACAAUUAAUAGUACUGGAUUUAACUCAACAUGUAAUGCGGAUGUGCAAUUGAUUACUAUGUUAAACAAAAACAAGUACUGUUUUUCUACAUUACUGAAAUAUAAAAUGAUAAGUCGCAAACAAUG